GGCUGUAAAGGUCUCUGACGUGGCUGGGAGGAAAAACUACCCUGGGGAAAGAGGAGAAAAACCUGCUGCCCAACCCACCAGUGGAAAAAUAAUUGGGGCUUGAGUGCUCGGUCAUCGGCGGCAACUUUGGGGGCUGCUAAAGCAUCUUUUAACCUGCCUUUAGAAGCAAAGCCACGCUGCUUUGUGAAGCGAAAACCCAAAGAUCUGCGGAGGCUCGACCGCUGCCUCGUUUCCCAUCGGCUGCUGCCCCGUCUCCCCUCCUGUGGCUUUUGGCCACGCGUGUGCUUCUCCGCGGCCCCGGACGGCGUCACUGAGCGGAUGCUGCCGGCUGUGCCAAGGGGUUGAGCUGACACCCGGCACAGGGUUUUGUGGUUGAGCCGUCGUCGCAGCCAGCACCGAGCCCGGCAGUGGGAUUAGCCGUGCAGUGGCGAGCAGAGGGAGGCUGCAAAAGAGAGAUUUCUCUUACCUUCGGAUUACUGCAAAGAGAAAAGAGAAGGGAGAGAAAGAGGAGUCGGAGCAUCCCGCUGCGGUCGCACCAUGCCACUCGCCCGCCCCACCGGCCAAAUCCCUGAUGCCGCUUGGACCUCGGGCUUCAGGGAGAUGACGGAGCCCUGGAAAGGUGCUGUCGGCUGCCUUGGCGUGGCCGUCUUCUUCGCCAUGACCAUCGGCAUCAUCUCCUGGCAGGCGCUGGAGCAGUCACCGGAGGAGUGGGUGCUGCGGGGCCGCACCGGUGGGAUGCUGUGGGAGCGCCGGCGGGGUGCCCUGCUCCUGCGGGCGCUGCCGGCAGGGCGGACGGUGGCGGUGAUCACGGUGGGCGGCGUGCCGGCCGCCGAGCCGCCUCCGCCACGGGACCGCUGCUGGCACGACGGUGGGCAGUUCUGCUAUGCCUGGGAGGAGGAUGCCGAGCUCCGGCUCUCCCUCGAGCCCUCGCCAGCCCCCGCCACUGAGUGCUACAGCGUCCACUGGACCCCGCUGCGCCCCGACGUGAUGCUAAAGGAUUGCUUCUCCAUGGCCAACGUCUCCUGGUACGGAGGGGCGAGCAUCCGCGCCCAGCGCUGGCCGCUCAACGGCGCCGAGAGCCACGCGCAGCCCUUCGUCAGUGGUGACUUCAGCAAAAACCCCGCUGGCUACGGGCCUGUUUUGGAGAGAUACUUUUUAGGCUCGACAGGAGUGACGGUGACAGUGGCGCCCGACGUGCCCCUUCUCCUCUCGCUGGAGAGCAAUAGGCAUUUCUGCCUGGAAAUGCCGGCGGGGAGAGCCGCCGUGCCCCUGCACUACCUCAUCUGCGUCAGCCCAGACGUUGCAGCCGCCCACCAGCUCGUGGGCAGCCAGCUCGUGGGGCAGGCGCGGGCGCUGCCGGACACGGCCCUCCUGGGGUCUCCCGUCUGGCGGUAUCACGGCCCGGCGGGUUCGGCUGCCAAAAUAAAACGAGGUCUGAGGUCGCUGGCCAAGAGAUUGAAGCGGCAUCGUCUUCAGGAGGGGGUCCUGGCCCUGGGGGAGCGCUGCACCGCCAUCCUCGCUGCCGCGGACCACGUGCCCUCAGAGCGGAGGAAGAGGCACGACUCGACCCGCGCCUGGGACCCUUCCCUGAUCGAACCGCUGCAGCUCUCCAUCACGCUGUCCCCGUACGCCAGCAUCGCCUCCCCGCUCUUCUUGCGCUCGCUGCGGGACGGCGAGGCGGCGAGCUACUGGCUGAGUCUGCAGCCCCAGUCCGGGGGCUGCUCGGUCCCACUGCUGACCACGUGGAAGGGGCGGCUUUGCGCCCGCCUGAACAUCACCAGCGAGGCGGCGCUGAGCUGGUACCUGGCACGUGCCCGGCGCCUGCAGCAGGUGCUGGGAGCCGCGUACGUGGUCUUCGAGGGUGCCGAGGGCAAUGCUUUCCUGGAGCAAGAUGUCCCACCUCCUGCAGAGCUGGUGGGCGACCAAUACACCGGGGCACUGGCAGCGGCGCUGGCGACGCUGGGAAACACCACUGUCAUCAGCGCCGGUGCCAGAUCCAGUCAUCUACCGCUCUUCCUCCAGAUGAGCCCGCUGCACUCGGACUGGAGCCACGCUGGGCUGAAGGGGGUUAUUCCCUCCGUGCUGCACUACAGCCUCUUGGGCUACAACUUCUUCAUCCCCGAUGCAGUAGGAGGGAGCCUGGCCAGUGAUGCCCCAGGGGACCCGGAGCUGUACGUGCGGUGGCUGCAGAUCGUGACGUUUCUCCCCGUGAUGGCCUUCAGCACGCCGCCCUGGCUCUGCUGCGACGCCUGGGUCUUGAAUCUUACCCGGCAAUGCAUACAGAGGCACCAGGACUUCGUCGUGCCACUCCUCCUAAAAUACAGCGAGGAAUGGCUUAGUUUGGGGUACCCCAUCUUCCGGCCGGCAUGGUGGCUCAGUCCCACAGAUCCAACUGCUUUUACCAUAGAGGAUGAAUUUCUCAUUGGAGAUGAGGUCCUGGUUGCCCCAAUAACAGAAAAAGGGCAAACGUGGAGAGAUAUCUACCUGCCUGGAGAAGGGCAUCUAUGGAUGGACACCAACACUGCCCGUGUGUUUGAUGGAGGCACCAUCCUCAGGAAUUAUUCCGCCAGCCUUGCAGAGGUGCCAGUUUUUGUAAAGACCUCCUAAAUUCACAGACUGCUGCAGAUUUUGGACAGUUGACCUCUUUCAGAGCAGCACUAGCCAAAUGUGCUCGUUCUUCCUUGAGACUAUUUCAGCCUAUUUGCACUUUUCCAAGAACCACCCCCCCCCCCCUUUUUUUUUCCCAGCAGAAAUUGUUUAAAUCUUUUAUUAUUUGCUGUUAUUCUAAAAUAGCAGAAAUACAGCUUUGGCACAAACAUACAUCCAUGCAGAAUGCUGACCUAUAUCUUUCCAGGGUUUUCCCACUGAAGUGUGUGUGUGUGUGUGUGUGGUUUUUUAGGUGGGCACAUCCAGCAUUUCCAGGUCCCCGGCACCAUGCUCAAAGAUGUGGCCUUGUCCAGAGAGUGGAUUUUCCAGAAUGGGAGAUAAACAAACAUCAGCUUAUACCCAAGGGGAUGCUUUGCAUUUAAAGAAAAAAGUAUACACAGGGAAAACUAAAUAUGAUAGCUCCAUUCAUGUGCACGGACAUCAGGCGUGCUAAAUGAUACCUGCUUCUCUCAUCUAAUGCUGUGUGUAUGGUCCCUCAGGAGAGUCUUUGGUAGCAAGAGCCUGACUUGGAGGAUAAUUGGAAAACUGGGUGAAUUCCAGGUCUAUUGGAAGCAGGUUUCUGUAGAAGAAAACCAAAAUGGAUCAAGCAAAGGAGUGGCUCUAACAGAGUGUGAUGUGGACAGACAGGAUGAUUGGCCACCUUGGAAUACAAACUCCAGAGCGCAGCACUGAACUCCUGUGUGCCCCAGCUAGUACUUUGCACUAUUUGUUGAAUUUUGGUUUUUUCCAAUUCUUUCUGGCAGUGCAAGAGGGAUCCAGUGUGACCAGCCUUCUUCCACCCAGCAGAAACCAUAUCAAUAGGCAAAAGAGAUGUCCCACAUGCUGAAUAUGCAUUUACGGAGAUGAUUAGCUACUCUGAUAACCCAAGUUAGGGAUUAAUGGAACGUUAAUGUGUACAUUAAUGGGGUGAUUUCACAGGCUAGCAUUUGAGGGCAGAGUGAAGUGGCAGUGAAGAGCAAGUUUCAGCCUGCAGACUGUGCUACAGGCACUGCUGUCAGGCUUGGGCACAUCCACCCUCCAGCAAUGAACGGCAUCAGCCAGCAACUUGUUUUUUUGUGGAAACUGCUGCUGUAUCAAGCCACAGCUCUGCUGAAAAAAAUGAGAUGUAAGGGGUACCAGCUCCUCCCAGCACUUUUUCCCUGAAAAGGGCAGGAAAGCAAAACAAUACAAAUGAAUUAGUUUGAGCCACAGAAGCCUAGGGACCUCAGAGGUGAAGAGCUGAGGUGGGGAUGUGGGGAGCCACGCAGCUCCUUCCCUGCUCCACAGAGGUACACGACGGGGCUAUGGGGAGCACCCAGAGGAAAAUGAUGGGGCCUGAGGAGGACAACCCAAUGCACAGCCGGCGGUCUAGGCAAUUCCAAAAUACCUAUAGAGGUUGCUGAGACACAGAAAAAGGCACCAGUUGAAAGAAAAGAACCUCUCCCUAACUGCAAUACAAAACUUGUUUAUUUGAAGGGAGGUCGAGCCAGGGAACAGGUUGCCCGGAGGGGUGCCGGAGGCUCCGUCCUUCGCGAUCAUCAGAGCCUGACUGGAUGCAGCGCUGGGCAGUCUGCUCUGGCUGACCCCGCUCCAGCAGCGGGCUUGGACUAGGUGAUGUCCAGAGGUCCCUUCCCACCUCCUCAAAUCCAUGACUUGUCAUGAGAGGAGACGACAGGAGCAGUUCCUGCCUCAGCCGGAGCGGGGAGGCUGCCUUGAUCCU
Aquila chrysaetos chrysaetos is the source of this 4366-nucleotide messenger RNA. RefSeq names its product SITS-binding protein-like. Lineage: Eukaryota; Metazoa; Chordata; Aves; Accipitriformes; Accipitridae. The record is from RefSeq and is a predicted model, not a curated record. The coding region runs from base 538 to 2607 and encodes 689 amino acids. The transcript has 12 exons.